Molecule: messenger RNA, 2121 nt
Organism: Neoarius graeffei (lesser salmon catfish)
Lineage: Eukaryota; Metazoa; Chordata; Actinopteri; Siluriformes; Ariidae
Gene: gys2
Product: glycogen synthase 2
Exons: 16
Coding region: 1-2121 (706 amino acids)
Biological process (GO): glycogen biosynthetic process
Cellular component (GO): cytoplasm
Molecular function (GO): alpha-1,4-glucan glucosyltransferase (UDP-glucose donor) activity
Source: RefSeq, a predicted model, not a curated record
AUGCCCCUGAGCAGGUCUCUGUCCCUGAGCUCCCUGAGCGGCCUUCCUCUGUGGGAGGAAGAGGAGUUACCCGUGGAGGAUCUGCUGCUCUUUGAGAUAGCAUGGGAAGUUACCAACAAAGUGGGAGGAAUUUACACCGUCAUCCAGACCAAAGCAAAGAUCACAGUGGAUGAAUGGGGUGAGAACUUUUUCAUGGUCGGCCCUUACUACGAACACAACUUCAAGACACAGGUGGAGAAGUGUGAGCCUCCGAAUGCCGCUGUGAAAGCAGCCAUGGAGUCCAUUACGAACAACGCCUGUCAGGUGCACUUUGGUCGGUGGCUCAUAGAAGGGAGCCCGUAUGUGAUUCUGUUUGAUAUUGGAGCUGCUGCCUGGAACCUGGACCACUGGAAGGGAGACUUGUGGAACACUUGUGGCAUCGGGCUGCCGUACCACGACCGAGAGGCCAAUGACUCGCUCAUCUUCGGCUCACUCGUGGCCUGGUUCUUUAAAGAGUUAACAGAUCAGCUUCAGGACAAGCUCAACGUAAUCGCUCACUUCCACGAGUGGCAGUCGGGAGCCGGCCUCGUGCUCAGCCGUUCCCGUAAGAUUCCCAUGGCCACCAUAUUUACUACACACGCUACACUUCUGGGCCGCUACCUGUGUGCAGGAAACGUGGACUUCUACAACAACCUGGAUAAGUUUGAUAUCGACCGGGAAGCAGGAGAGAGACAGAUCUACCAUCGCUACUGUCUGGAGAGAGCUGCAGUGCACUGCUCGCAUGUUUUCACCACCGUCUCCCAGAUCACAGCGGUGGAGGCCGACCACAUGCUUCACAGGAAACCCGAUGUGGUUACACCAAAUGGUCUGAAUGUAAAAAAGUUUUCGGCAAUGCAUGAGUUUCAGAACCUGCACUCGCUCAACAAACUGAAGAUCCAGGAGUUUGUGAGAGGACACUUCUAUGGACAUAUGGACUUCAAUCUGGAGAAAACGCUUUUCUUCUUCAUCGCAGGCCGGUACGAGUUUUCCAACAAAGGGGCCGAUGUCUUCCUGGAGGCAUUGUCCAGAUUAAAUUACCUGCUUCGGGUCCAUAAGAGUGAUGUGACCGUGGUGGUUUUCUUCAUUAUGCCGGCUAAGACGAAUAACUUCAAUGUGGAAAGUCUGAAAGGGCAAGCCGUGCGCAAGCAGCUGUGGGACACAGCGCAGUCGGUGAAGGAGAAGUUCGGGAAACGCUUGUAUGAAGCCUUGUUAAGGGGUGAGAUCCCAGACAUGAGCAAGAUCUUAGACAAAGAUGACUUCACGAUCAUGAAGAGGGCCAUUUAUGCGACGCAGAGACACACUCUCCCUCCAGUGACCACGCACAACAUGCUGGACGACUCGACGGACCCCAUCCUGAGCAACAUCCGCCGCAUAGGCCUCUUCAACAGCCGCAACGACAGAGUCAAGAUUGUUUUCCACCCCGAGUUCCUGUCCUCCACCAGCCCGCUGCUGCCCAUGGACUACGAGGAGUUCGUCCGCGGCUGCCAUCUCGGAGUGUUUCCCUCGUAUUAUGAACCCUGGGGAUACACACCAGGCGAGUGCACGGUGAUGGGCAUCCCGAGUGUGACGACCAACCUGUCUGGGUUCGGCUGCUUCAUGGAGGAGCACAUAUCAGACCCGACUGCAUACGGGAUUUAUAUCAUGGACCGGCGUUUCCGCUCAGCAGACGAGUCGUGUAAUCAGCUCACUCAGUUCAUGUUCACCUUCUGCCAGCAGUCACGACGGCAGCGUAUCAUUCAGCGCAACCGCACCGAGCGCCUCUCAGACCUGCUGGACUGGAGAUACCUCGGCCAGUUCUACAUGCACGCCAGACACCUGGCCCUCAGCAGAGCGUUUCCUGAACAAUAUAAAAUCGACACACUCACACCUCCACCGACUCAAGGGUUCCGUUACCCCCGACCCCCCUCGAUCCCGCCCUCUCCCUCAGCCUCCCUCCACUCCACCCCACAUCACAGUGAUGCCGAGGAUGAGGAGGAGGAUGAAAACGAGCCCUACGAUGAAGAAGAGGAGGCCGAGAGGGACCGAGUGAACAUUAAGUUGCCCUUCACUCUGGGAGCCGUACCAAAGGGUAAAACGAAGCAACCAGGAGAGUACGGGAAUUAG